Molecule: messenger RNA, 1863 nt
Organism: Galendromus occidentalis (western predatory mite)
Lineage: Eukaryota; Metazoa; Arthropoda; Arachnida; Mesostigmata; Phytoseiidae
Product: kelch-like protein 10
Exons: 8
Coding region: 1-1863 (620 amino acids)
Molecular function (GO): protein binding
Source: RefSeq, a predicted model, not a curated record
AUGUCGGACAACGACGAGGCGCAAAAUUUUAUCCCAAGCCCAAAGAGAUAUCGGAUGAGUUCGACCCCUGAAGAAGCAUCACGGCUCCAUCACGAUCUUGAAGAUGUCCUCUUGUACACAUCGAAACUAAUAAUCAAGGAUCGGACAACUGGAGACGAAGAAGUCCUUGAUGUUUACGAUGGCGCCCUGAGAGCGUUCACCGGAGCUGAUGCACAUCUCGAAGUUUCCCGCAAAGACGAUGGGCGAGGCGAAAAAUUCGUGAUCAAGCCUCCCCCGGAAUUGACCAAAAGAGCGCUCAAAACACUAAUCAGCUACAUCCAUCAGGGUCUUUCCAAGGGGAACCCUCUGUUCACAAUCGACGAAUUGAACGUGGAAGAUCUCUUCGAUGCUUCUGCCUAUCUUGAAUGCCGUCAAGCGACCGAGGCCUGUGUCGAGUUCUGGCUCAAGCGAGUCACACCGUAUACGUGUGUAGACUUACUGCUCGACAUCGGUCUCCGCAAGAACGUGGAAGUCGUGCGAGACAAAAGUUUCGAGAUACUACGGAGAUUCUUCUCCUCGGUCAUACCCGAGAACAAGAGAUAUCUGGAUCUCCCCCCCGAUAUUCUAAAUCAGACCAUCCUGGCAGACGAUCUGGACGCACCGGACGAGAGGCUCGUGUUCGAAACCCUGGUCGAGUGGGUGAACCACGACCGAAAUAAAAGGCUGGCUCACGCAAAGAACCUGCUGGGGGGCGUUCGCUUCAUGUUCUGCGGAGAAACAUAUCUACGAGAGACCGUUCUGCCUCAUCCUUUGCUCUCGGAAGCCGGAUGUCAGGUCAUCGCGGAGGAAAUCUCUCUACAUAUGACCCGCUUGGAGCGUCAACCGACCUCUUUCAUGGACCCGAAAGAAUACAUGCUCAGACCUCGAGUAAGCCGCGCCACGGUGUUCGCCAUUGGGGGAUGGAGUAAUGGCCAAGCGUCGGCUCUCGUUGAAGCUUACGACAACCGCGCGAAACGAUGGUUCCCCAUUUCCCACGAUAAUGACGUCCAGCCACGAGCCUACCAUGGACUCGUCCCCAUCGGUAGCCGAAUCUUCAUGAUAGGCGGUUUCGAUGGAACGAAUUGCUUCAACGACGUUCGCUGCUACGACAGCGCUGCCCACGAAUGGAUUGAGAAAGCCCCGAUGCACAGGGAGAGAUGCUACGUGAGCACGGCGGCUCUCGACGACAAGUUUAUCUACGCUCUGGGUGGCUACGACGGCACUUCGAGGACUAACACAGCAGAGAGAUAUGACGUCGAACAAAAUACUUGGACCAUGAUACCGCCAAUGAAUGCGGUGAGAAGCGACGCGUGUGCGUCCGCUCUGAACGGCAAGAUCUUUAUCGUCGGAGGAUUCACCGGUGACGGGGUUCUCCCCUCGGUGGAGUUCUUCGAUCCCCAGACCAAUGUGUGGACAGCGGUUAGGAGCAUGAUGUCACCCCGGAGCGGGGUCCGGUGCGUCGCCCAUCAGGGACGAUUGAUCGUUCUGGGCGGAUACAAUGGACGCGAGCGUCUAAACUCCGUAGAAAGAUAUGACGAUCGACGCGAUCGCUGGGAAAGGCUCCCGGAUAUGCCUACGGUGAGGAGUAAUUUCGGGAUCGUAUCCUUCGAGGGUAGAGUUUACGCGAUCGGUGGUUUCAACGGCCAGACCACAGUGGCGCAGGUGGAUGCUCUGGAUCCGGAGCAAAGUCAAUGGAUGACAAUUCAAGGAAUGACGAUAAACCGCUCUGCGUUGGGCGCGUGCGUUUGUGAAACAGCCGAUCCGAAAUACUUCUCGAUGCUUUCGAAAGACUCGGCCUCGCCGUCUGGAUUGAUUGCUCCAAAGACUUUGGGAAGAACGCACUGA